GGGAGCCACACAUUCAGACGCUUGGCUCUGCUCUGCUCUCUUCUCCUCCAUGGCCAUUGUUGCACUCUCUUACUGCAAACCCUCGCUUCAUCCUCUUCGAUUUCAUCCUCACUGCGGGAAAUUGUGGAAGAGAGAAAAUGUGGGGAGGUCAAGAGGAGCAUCCACAGUUACUGCUAUGUUCUGGAGGUCCGACAAAUCUCCGCAAGUACGAGAGUUCGAUAUUUCACUUGCCAAUUAUCCUUUAACUGGAUCAGGCACCCAGGAAGGGCAAAAUGUCAUUUCACUUUCAGUAGUUUCUUCAAUCUCAGAGAUAACACCAUCUGAAUGGGAUGCAUGUGCCUUGGAUUCUUCACAACCUCAAAGCUAUAAUCCUUUUCUUAUGCAUGGCUUCCUCUCCAGUUUAGAAGACACUGGCUGUGCCACUCGGGAAACAGGUUGGAUGCCAUUACACAUUGUUGCAAAAGAUGAAUCUGGUCAUGUUUUGGGCGUUUCUCCCCUUUAUCUCAAAAGCCACUCCUACGGUGAAUUUGUUUUUGAUCAUUCCUGGGCUGAUGCAUACCGUAGUUUUGGUGGAAGAUAUUAUCCUAAGCUCCAGUCUUGUGUUCCUUUCACCCCUGUUACUGGGCCUAGGAUUCUCAUCCGUGAUACUCCUUUCAAAGACCAAGUUUUUGAUGCUAUUGUCUCUGCCAUGACUCAAUUGGCUGCUAAGCUACAAGUUUCAUCUUUGCACAUUACCUUUCCCUCUGGAGCUGAGUGGAACAAGUUGAAGGAGAAAGGCUUCUCGCAGAGGAUUGGAAUGCAGUACCACUGGAAGAAUCGUGACUAUAAAAAUUUCGAUGAGUUCUUGAUGGAUAUGAAGCAAAGCAAAAGGAAAAACAUCCGGCAGGAACGCAAAAAGAUUGGUACCCAGAACUUAAAAAUGAGACGGUUGCGAGGAGACGAAAUAAAGGCUCGGCACUGGGAUUCAUUCUAUGAUUUCUACAGAAACACGACUGAUAACAAAUGGGGAACACCUUAUCUAACAAGAGAUUUUUUCCACUACAUGGCAUCAAAAUUGGGGGAUGGAGUAUUACUUGUUCUUGCUGAAGAAAAUGAAGAACCUGUUGCAGGAGCAUUGAAUCUAAUCGGUGGAGAUACUCUUUUUGGGCGAUUAUGGGGAUGUCGUCCUGACUCUUAUUAUCCUAGUCUCCAUUUUGAAGCGUGCUAUUACCAGGCAAUCGAAGCAGCAAUAGAGCUUAAUCUAAAAACGGUAGAAGCAGGAGCUCAGGGUGAGCAUAAGAUUCAGCGGGGCUACCUUCCAGUUAAAACAUAUAGUUGCCACUACAUUAUUGAUGAAGGCUUCAGGCAAGCCAUAGACGAGUUUUUAGUACGUGAAUCAAAUCAGGUGGAUUAUGUCAUCAAGCUGUUGCGUGAAUCUGGACCGUUUAAAGAGACAAUAGAAUAGAAACUUGACCAAAUAUUACUGUAUAUCUUAUUCUUAUUUACAUAGAUUGUAUAAGCCUUUGGUGUAUUUGUGGUACAUUGUGUGUGGUGUAUAUGUUCAUUUCUUAUUUGGAUUUGGGUGCUUCUUUUCUUCUUCUCUAUGAUCACAGUAAAUCAAAUAUUUAGUUUAUAAGAAUUUUACA
Eruca vesicaria subsp. sativa (arugula) is the source of this 1625-nucleotide messenger RNA. NCBI's taxonomy places the organism in Eukaryota, Viridiplantae, Streptophyta, Magnoliopsida, Brassicales, Brassicaceae. The record is from the annotation of a GenBank genome assembly.